UCAGGGCUCGCAUCAUGUCAGUUGAUUUCAAGAAAAACCCAGAGUCAGUCCGAAAGGAGGCCAACAAGUGGGUCUCGGUCGAAACGAAAUCAAAGAUCAAAGAGCUCAUUCCGCCCGGUAGUGUGACAGAAAGCACCGUAUUCAUUAUACUCAACGCUAUUUACUUCAAGGGCACGUGGCAACAGCGGUUUGAUGAGAGACACUCAAAAAACAAACCUUUUCACCUCAAUUCCAGAAGCAGUGUGGAAGUGGAAAUGAUGUUCCAGAGGGAGGCACGAUUCAAGGUCGGCCAAUCCACGGAGUUGAAGGCGACGUUAGUGGAAAUGCCGUACAUUGGCGAAACAUUUUCGAUGGUAAUUCUCGUCCCCGAUGAAGUGGAAGGACUGCCUUUCUUGGAAGGGCAGCUCACGGAGUCGCGUCUUCGCUCGGCUCUAAAUAGCCUCGCCAUGAAAGACAACGUGGAGCUUACUCUUCCGAAGUUCAAGCUCGAGUACUCUGCUUCAUUGAACGAUGCGCUGUCUGCCCUCGGAGCCAAAGACUUGUUCAGCGACAGCGCGGACCUUUCUGGUAUCUUUGAGAGCGGCAAGGCUUCUGUCUCGCAGGUCUUCCACAAGGCGUUCGUUCAAGUCGACGAAGAAGGCACGGAGGCCGCGGCUGCUACAGCGGAGAUAGGAAUGGGGUCCAGUGCCCCCAGUGAUAAGCCGGUCACAAGCGUUGUCGUCGAUCACCCAUUUAUGUUCCUUAUCAGGAAAAACGAGGGGAACGUAAUCUUGUUUAUGGGAUCGGUCCAAAGUUCCGGAAUCCUUGGUUGCAUAACCACAACCGAUGGGGACAGCGAUGGAGCUGGCGACGGCGACGUUGGAGGCGGCAACGACGUUGAUCCCGUGUGCUCACUAUCGUAUAGCGCAAUGACGUCAUCCGUACUCGGGGUCUGCCUGCUAAAGCUCUCCAUCGACCUGUACACCCAACUACACUCUCUUAAUAAGGAAGACAACAUCAUCUACUCCCCGUACAGUGUAGGCAGCGCACUUUCAAUGACCCUCGCCGGCGCACGAGGUAACACAGCAAAGCAACUGGCGGCCGUUCUUCACGUCACCGAAAGGGACAAAAUACACGAGCAUUUUAGGCAGUUGUUGAAUGAGUUACCAUACAGCUGGAACUCUGAAAACAGCUUUCACGUGGCCAACCUGAUGUACAGCGAGCGCGAGCUUAAGUUCCCCAAGAAAUUCGAGGCGCUUCUGGAAAGUAACUUCCGGGCUCGCAUCAAGUCAGUUGAUUUCAAGAAAAAUCCAGAGUCAGUCCGAAAGGAGGCCAACAAGUGGGUCUCGGACGAAACGAAAUCAAAGAUCAAAGAGCUCAUUCCGCCCGGUAGUGUGACAGAAAGUACCGUAUUCAUUAUACUCAACGCUAUUUACUUCAAGGGCAGGUGGGCCCAGCCGUUCGAUGAGAGAGACUCGAAAAACCAAACUUUUCAUCUCAACUCCGGAAGCAGUGUGGAAGUGGAAAUGAUGUUCCAGAGUAACGCACAAACGUUAGUUGAAAUGCCGUACUUUGACGAAACAUUUUCGAUGGUAAUUCUCGUCCCCGAUGAAGUGGAAGGACUGCCUUUCUUGGAAGAGCAGCUCACGGAGUCGCGUCUUCGCUCGGCUCUAAAUAGCCUCGCCAUGAAAGACAACGUGGAGCUUACUCUUCCCAAGUUCAAGCUCGAGUACUCUGCUUCAUUGAAGGAUGUGCUGUCUGCCCUCGGAGCCAAAGACUUGUUCAGCGACAGCGCGGACCUUUCUGGUAUCUUUGAGAGUGGCAAGGCUUCUGUCUCGCAGGUCUUCCACAAGGCGUUCGUUCAAGUCGACGAAGAAGGCACGGAGGCCGCGGCUGCUACGGCAGAGAUAGGAGCAGGGUCCACUGCCCCCAGUGAUAAGCCGGUCACACGCGUUGUCGUGGAUCGUCCGUUUAUGUUCCUUAUCCGGAAAAACGAGGGGAACGUAAUAUUGUUUAUGGGAUCGGUCCGUAAGCUUUGAGGCCCGUCGAUGAGGCCUGCAGUUACCUUCUAUAUAAAUAUGAUACAAUAAAGCUAUUGUGUAAAUAAAUACAUGGGCAUCGAUGGAGUAC
Molecule: messenger RNA, 2109 nt
Organism: Dermacentor silvarum
Lineage: Eukaryota; Metazoa; Arthropoda; Arachnida; Ixodida; Ixodidae
Product: serpin B3
Exons: 4
Coding region: 15-2018 (667 amino acids)
Molecular function (GO): serine-type endopeptidase inhibitor activity
Source: RefSeq, a predicted model, not a curated record